Dentiscutata heterogama is the source of this 656-nucleotide messenger RNA. Lineage: Eukaryota; Fungi; Glomeromycota; Glomeromycetes; Diversisporales; Gigasporaceae. The record is from the annotation of a GenBank genome assembly.
AUGAUGAAAAUUGGGCCCAUAAAAUGGAGUCUAACAUUAAAGAAUUAACAAAAGCUGUCAUGGAUCUUACCGAACAUAAUAGAACAUUUAAUUCACGACGAAAUCAAAGGUCGCUCCCAUUAUCUUCAAACCACAAUGUCAACAACCAAAAUCAAGCUCCAAGACCCCAUAGGUGUUACGAAUGUAACCAGGAAGGACAUAUAGCAAGAUAUUGUCCAAACAGAUUACAACAACAGAACAAUAACCAAAGCAACAAGGAAAGAAACAAUCAGACCUUGAAUCAAGAAGUUAGGGGCUUGAAUGUUCGUCUCUUUGAAGUUAAGGAAACUUCAUCAAGCGAAAUCAACGAAUAUCUGAUGAUAAAAGUUGAAGGUAGUGACAUGUUGUUCGAUAUUAGAAACCUCGGAAAAAGAAGGCGAUGUGAUGAUGAAAAUGAGAUGCCUACAUGGGCCAACAUAGAACAGACAUUAGAUACAAACCGAACUAAAAAAACAAAAGACAUUGAAAAGGACUAUUUAUAUAGAAUUAGCAUAAAUGAAAUACAGCCUAUAGAAGCUGAAAAUUUGCAAGGCUCAAGUUAUCAUGGACGUAUCAUCUAUUGGCACUCAGACAUGACACAAAACAUUGAUAAAGAGAACAUUAAAAAUACAAACUAG